Arctia plantaginis is the source of this 1296-nucleotide messenger RNA. NCBI's taxonomy places the organism in Eukaryota, Metazoa, Arthropoda, Insecta, Lepidoptera, Erebidae. The record is from the annotation of a GenBank genome assembly.
AUGUACGAGUAUAAACAAAUGAAACUAAAUGCCUAUCGCCACAGAAAUGUACAUACAAGCGUGGAACUAGAGACAUGUUCAAUCGUGUCUCCUCGAUUCGUGUUUAUGUUCAAACAAGACGUUGUCGAGGAGCCGGAGUUUACAGAUGUAAUUCAGAACGUGACCGUCCCCGCUGGCCGGAGCGUGCGUCUCGCCUGCUCCGUCAAGAACCUUGGCUCAUAUAAGGUGGCGUGGAUGCACUUCGAGCAGUCUGCCAUUCUGACGGUACACAACCACGUGAUCACGCGCAACCCACGCGUGAGUGUGACACACGACAAACACCGUACAUGGUUCCUGCACAUCUCAGAUGUACGCGAAGAGGAUCGAGGCAGAUACAUGUGUCAGAUCAAUACUGUGACCGCCAAGACCCAAUUUGGAUAUCUGCAUGUUGUAGUGCCACCGACUAUCGAUGACUCGUUGAGUUCGAGCGACGUCAUCGUCCGAGAGGGUGCCAACGUCACUCUGACGUGCCGCGCUAAUGGCUCUCCUAAGCCUACCAUCAAGUGGAAACGGGACGACAACUCAAAAAUCUCCAUCAGCAAGGGCCAUUCUGUUUCUGAAUGGGAGGGCGAAGUACUAGAUAUGGCGCGGAUAUCUCGAUUGGAUAUGGGUGCUUAUUUAUGUAUUGCCAGCAAUGGUGUGCCACCAACCGUGUCCAAACGAGUGAAAGUUAGCGUUGAUUUUCCUCCAAUGUUAUGGAUCCCUCACCAAUUAGUCGGAGCACCACUCUUUUACAACGUAACUCUAGAAUGUUUUACCGAAGCUCAUCCGACAUCUUUGAAUUACUGGACAAGAGAUGAUGGACAUAUGAUUCACGAAAGUUCUAAGUACCAUAUGGACAACACCGUGGGCACGCCUGCAUACAAGACCCAUAUGAGAUUACUUAUUAGAAAUAUUAACACUGAAGACUACGGUACUUACAAGUGCAUAGCUAAGAACCCAAGGGGAGAGUCUGACGGAACGAUUCGCUUAUACACUUCGUCACCACCAACAACCACACCGGAUCCUCGAGCCAUUACCCUACCACCUGCAUCGAAACCUCCGCGACGGGACACUCCACUCACUGAUAAAGGUACUAAAUAUCAGUCUAAUCUGAAUGAAAUCGAUAAGGGGAAACAGAAAACGGAUGAAGGUGGCGGGAAAACGCCUUUGAACUGGGUUGGUGGAGCAUCACAGGUUACAGGUGACGAUGCUGACUGGAGGAGAAGCUCGCUGUGGGUUUUAGUUCUGCUAAUUAUUAUAACAUUUUAUUUUUAA